AGCCGUGCAGCAUCGCCACAAGCAGCAAUUCAGUAGUAGCACGGUGCGUUCAUCACCAUGUCCGCUGCACGAUGGGGCAAGAAGUGGGCAGACCUCGAUGAUGAGGAGGAGACGAUGAUGCAAAGCGCAGAACAAGGGCGGUUUGAGACUCAAGCUGACAAAGAUGGAGUGAAGACCUCUGUGGAGUAUGUUGAGAAGGCUGGAGUCACCUACCGAGUGACCAAGAAGAUGAAGGAGACAGUCACAACUAAGUGGACAAACCGAUUAAUGCAAAACAGAAAGAAUCUACACAAGUUCGGCAAGGCUUCCACAAAUCCGGAGGCAGAUGAGAAGCUUUUGUGCAUGAAGAGUGUAGAGGAGAUCCAUGUCGAAUCUGCGAAAAAGAUCCAUGUGGAUUUGUCGCAGAAAGAUGAUGCAGAGGAGAAAUUCUUCGAGGAAAGCCUGACAAUCACAGAGAGUCUCCUCAAAGAGAAGAAGGUGUGGACAGACCUCAACAAAGAGUCCAAGGAAGUUGGCAUUGGCGAAGAUGACAAGAAGGAAACGACAGAGGCAGCAGCCCCUGCAACAGGCGCGCCUGGCAAAUAUGUUCCGCCAAGCCUGCGUGGAGCUACUGAUGGAAAGGGCAAAGGCAAGGGCAAGGGAGGUGACUAUCAAGGCCAGCAAGAUGCGACGCUCAGAGUCUUCAACUUGUCCGAUGACGUCAAGGAAGGCGAUUUGCAGGACCUGUUUGGACAGUGUGGCCGGCUUCAGCGUGUCUUCCUUGCAAAGGACAUGAACACCUUCCAGUCCAAGGGCUUUGCUUUCAUCACCUACUACAGCCGAGAAGAUGCACAGAGAGCCAUUGACCGUCUCAAUGGACAUGGCUACGACAAUCUCAUCAUGAAGGUGGAAUGGGCCAAACCCAGGAACUGAGUGCAGUGAACCCUGAGUCAUCCUGAGUCGGAUUUGUGCAUAUAAGACCAGCAGAAUGGCUUGGAACUAACAUCAAGUGCCAGAAAUUUAACACGCCCAGACACACAAAUACACGUAACUGUAGGGACGGCAAGGAAUUUAAUUUCACGUGCAACACAUGCUGGGUAAUGUACCUUCAAUGCCACGUGCAUGCAGGCAAU
This is a messenger RNA of Cladocopium goreaui, 1112 nucleotides long. The record is from the annotation of a GenBank genome assembly. NCBI's taxonomy places the organism in Eukaryota, Dinophyceae, Suessiales, Symbiodiniaceae.